Molecule: messenger RNA, 1338 nt
Organism: Diatraea saccharalis (sugarcane borer)
Lineage: Eukaryota; Metazoa; Arthropoda; Insecta; Lepidoptera; Crambidae
Source: the annotation of a GenBank genome assembly
AUGCUUAUAAAUGAACCUCCCAAAUCCGCAGAUAAUGUGAAAACUUUAGAAGUGAUAGAAUUAAACGGAGAUAAAUUUGUGAACGUGAAAAAUUUGGAGCCAGCUGUAUACAAAGAAAAUGAAUACACAGAAUCUGUAGAGAAAUCGGUUCUGAGGACGAAAUCAGAUUAUGAUGAUACUAAUCAAGAUGACGGAGACGAUAUAAAAGCGUUGCUUGAAGAAAAAUAUAAGUUUAAGAACGAUGAAAUAUCGACGAGGUUUAGGAUUUCGAAUGACGAUAGAAAAUCUCUAGAGGACAAGCACAUUGCUUUGGCAUUUCGUUCUUACGCAGUCCGCCGCAUCGUAGGUGGCAUGGAAACCAGCAUAAGCAUGUACCCUUAUAACGUUGCAAUAUCUAGAAACGGCAAGCAUUGGUGUGGUGGUUCCAUUAUAGAUGAACAGUGGGUCCUCACUGCUGGGCAUUGUUUGGAAUCAGCAUUUGAUGGCAGCAAGAAAAAGCUCCAACCAUUUAUAGUUAGAGCAGGAAGUUCAUUCCACAAUCGGGGAGGAUAUCAGGCUAGAGUGAAUAAGGUAUUUUUCCCAAAAGAUUAUGCACCAGGAAGUGCAGAUUACGAUUAUUCGUUGCUUCGUCUAGAUAGGCCGAUGCCUAUUGGUAGAAAUAUUGCGGUGCUAAAUUUACCUUCCAAAGAUUAUGCAGUGAAAGAAGAGGACAUACUUUUAGUUACUGGUUGGGGAAGCACUGAUCACGAUUCAGGUGGACCAGCUGUUCGGGAUGGCGUAUUAUUAGGCAUAGUUUCGUUUGGUGGUAAACAGUGUGGAGAUCCCAGGUCUCCAGGUGUAUACAGCAAGGCGUCAGAGGUCACCAAUUGGGUAGAAAACACUAUAACAGCUAAUGAGGCAAGCACGGUCCCGGAACUGCUGCCGAAAAUUAAGAAGGCAAGGCAGAGGGAAAAGGAACUGCAAAAGUUCAAAGCCCGAGUCGAAGAUAAGAAAAAUAAAAUCAAGAAUUGGCUCCGUGAAACUCUAAAAUCGCCUUCCUUCAUUGCACUCGCAAAGAAGAAGCUUAAAGAAGCUGGAUUUAGAACUCGUCGCAAUUUCGCAAUAAUAGAAACCAAUAACAGUGCACUUGAUGAUAAAAUGAUGGAUGAAAUUAACCUUUCAAAUAUGAUAAACGAUUGGAUAUUAGACGAAGAAGGUGGGGAAUCGGAGAAACUUCUCAAAACCCUUGCUUUACAAGAUGUUAUGUUAGAUGAAAACAGUGCCGAAGAAAGCCUUAUGCGAGCAAGCACAAGUAGUGAGAGUGUGGAAACACUUAUAGCCAUUAUAUCUGCAAAAUAA